AUGGCCGAGCAGAACCAGACCUUGCCGCAAGUCAAUGGCCACACUGUCUUGGACGUCUGCGUCGUCGGUGCGGGUCCGGCUGGGCUGAUGCUUGCGGAUAAUCUCGCUCGCUUCGGUAUUAGCAAGACGGCCGUGGUGGAUGAGCGAGCGACCGAGACCACAGCCGGCCGCGCAGACGGCCUGCAGCCCAAGACUAUUGAGACACUGCGGAUGCUACGGCUUGCAGAUGACUUGCUCCGCAUUGGUACCAAGGUCUACGACAUUACCAUCUGGGGUUACGGCUACGACAAUGCCCUGAGCCGGCUGGGACGGGAGCUACAUUACCCCGAGGCCAGCGUCGAUGUGCUUGACCCGUACAUCCUCCUGUGCCACCAGGGGAUGAUCGAGGGCACAUUUAUCAGGGCCAUGAGAGAUAGAGGCCUUGAGGUUGAUAGAAACACGUACUUUGAGACGUACCAGCCGUCCCAGGAUGGGAAGACGUUGGACAUCAAGCUGAGACGACAGAGCGAGGAGCAGCUUAUUCAUUCUAGAUACCUGGUUGGGUGUGAUGGUGCGCAUUCUAAUGUGCGAAAGGCGAUGCCUGGCUGUAUUCCAGAGGGUAGCUCCUCUGUGUCAGUCUGGGGCGUCUUGGACGGUUGGGUAAAGACGGAAUUCCCCGACAUCUGGUCCAAGACGAUUGUGGUGCAUCCUGUACACGGAGCCGUGCUCAUCGUCCCUCGGGAACGAGGCAUGACACGGUUCUACAUUGAACUGAAGGCCGACACGGCCCUCUCGGCACCUCUGCCCGCCAACACCAGCCAGGAAGCCAUAAUGGAGCGGGCGCAGCUGAUCCUGGCCCCGUAUAAUCUCGAAUGGAUGAACAUCGAGUGGUUUGGACACUACCAAAUUGGCCAGCGGGUGGCCAGCAAAUUCAUGGAUGAGACGCACCGCGUCUUCAUUGCCGGGGAUGCGAGCCACACCCACUCGCCCAAGGCGGCGCAGGGCAUGAACACGAGUUUGCACGACUCGUGGAAUCUGGCAUGGAAGCUCAACCUGGAGCUGCGGGGGCUGGCGAAACCUGUCUUGCUCGACACAUACCAGGAGGAACGGAGAAAGAUUGCACAGGACCUGAUCGACUUUGACUACGAGCAUGCCAACCAGAUCGCGGCGGGCGACAGCGAAGCCCUGGCGGAGAACUUCCGCACCAACAUUGGCUUCAUGUCAGGGAUCGGCGUCAAGUAUGCCGACAAUGUCCUGAACCACGGAUCCAACAUGGCUGUAUUCUCAGGCGUCAUCCGGCCGGGCUCGAUCCUCCCGCCGGCCAGAGCGAUCCGGUACGUCGACCACAACCCCGUCCACGUGCAGCUGGACAUCCCGAAGCUGGGCCAGUUCAAGAUUUACUUUCUCGUGGGCAACGUGGCCGGUCCCGCUGUGCGGUUCUUUCUGGGAGAGCUGAGCGACUACAUCGCCUCGGAGACGUCGUUGCUGGCCCGUGUGUCUAAUCUGGCGCGGGAGUCGUACAUUGAGAAACCGAGGCUUCAGGCGCCGGAGGAUUUAUACUACAGUCACGAGCGGUACCUCACCGUGAGCGAUGUAUUCACGGUCGCAUUAAUCACUGCUACUGCGAAACAGGACUUUGAAAUCGUCGACCUCCCCCAGCUCUUCUCGGCCAGCCCCUGGACCGUGUACCUGGACGACUCGGCGUCGAUGGACAGCCAGGCGACGAGCUGCAUGGCGAAGUGGCUGGGGGAUCUGGCGCCGGGCGAGGUGGCCAUUAUCAACGUAAGACCAGAUGACUAUGUCGGGUCGGUAUCGCGGUGGAACGCCAUUGAGGGCGAGGCAGAGAAGGCCGCGGAAUGGCUUCUGUCGUACUAUGAUGGAUUCCUGCGAGCUUAA
Clonostachys rhizophaga is the source of this 1875-nucleotide messenger RNA. NCBI's taxonomy places the organism in Eukaryota, Fungi, Ascomycota, Sordariomycetes, Hypocreales, Bionectriaceae. The record is from the annotation of a GenBank genome assembly.